Molecule: messenger RNA, 2868 nt
Organism: Phialemonium atrogriseum
Lineage: Eukaryota; Fungi; Ascomycota; Sordariomycetes; Cephalothecales; Cephalothecaceae
Product: Man1-Src1p-C-terminal domain-containing protein
Exons: 2
Coding region: 373-2493 (706 amino acids)
Cellular component (GO): nuclear inner membrane
Molecular function (GO): chromatin binding
Source: RefSeq, a predicted model, not a curated record
GUUAGCUCUUUGCAUCAUCACUUUGAGCUAUAAAAUCAACACUGAAGAUUCCCCCUCUUUUCUUCCAGGGCACCAGCGCAUCACAUCCAUCGCCGGGAAGGGCACAAGUAGUGCACAAGAACCAUAUCCAUUCACGGCUGGUAAUCGCCACCAACCGUUGCCGCCUACACAAGAGAAAAGCAACUUGUCGCACAUGCUGCUGCCAGUAACGUGGGCCGGCCGUUGAUAAAGCUUUUCGGAUCCCCCAAAUUGCCUGUCCGCAGCACAACCUUUGCUGCCAUCCACAACUGCGCGCCAGGCAUUUCAAUAUCUCUCACUCAUUCUGAGAGAAGCUUUGCCUUGAUCUUGGGCUCUGCUUGACCUGUCGCAGUCAUGUCCGACUCCGAGAGCGUCGACUACCUGCAAACAGGAUUUGACCCGUGGUCGUUAACCGUUCCACGAUUGCGCUCCAUCCUCGUCACGCAUAAUGUCCAAUACCCUGCGACAGCGAAGAAGCCCCAGCUCAUCGAUCUCUUCAACGAGCAGGUUGUCCCCCAGUCCAAAAAAUACUUGGCCGCGCGGGCAAGAGCGAGGAGGACCAGCAAAGGCAUCGUCGAUGCUGGUUCGCAAAGCACUGUGGAUACGGAUGACUUUGACUUGAUGCCGCCGCCAGCGUCGUCCACUAGAGCGCGCUCGCCUCGGAAAAGUACCAGAGCCAAGCGGGAGUCGGAGGAUCCGGACCACGAGCCCACACUGCCGGUUGUCCGCCAGAGCGCCCGAAAGCGACAGUCGCGGUCUGCGAGCACCCAGGCCGUUGGCGCUUCCGACACGGACACGGGCACUGAUGCGGACGGGUCAAAGUCGGCCAGGCGAAGCCGACGUACAACACCUGCAGUCAAGCUGGAGCUGCCAGAGGAAGACGAGUUUUUUAAGCGAACGCCUGAGACUGAAGCCGUAUUUACCAGUGACAACCCUUUCCAGAGUGGCAGCUCGCCGACUGCACCGGUUAAGACCCCGAGCAAUCGCAGAAAGACCACCGGACCAGAGGGCGUGAGAAUGAAGACUCCGUCUGCCGGGCGGCGACGGACAGAUGGCCCUACUAUUGAGGAGCCAACCGGGUCAGGUUUCUCCCGAUCUUUUGAAAUUCCUGUCGCGAGGCUCGGCACCCCAAAGACACCACCGGAUCGCACAAUAGUCGAAGCCGGCGAGGAGUUCACGCCAGAGGCACAACUGGAACUUGAACAAGAGGAGGCCGAAAAUCCCCAGCGUGCGGUCGCUGCGCGUCAGAAGCUCCAGGCUCCCAGCCGGAGACUAAAUCUGACGACUCCCAUUUGGGUUCUCGCCAUCACUCUCUUCGGCGCGUAUGCUGCUUGGUACAGACAAGAGAAGAUUGCCGUGGGUUAUUGUGGACUCGGAAGGCCGGCGACGCAGAUCAUACCAGAUACCGUCCAGCUUCCAGAAUGGGCAACCGCUCUGGUAGAGCCGCAGUGCGAGCCCUGCCCGCCACAUGCCUACUGCUAUGAGGACUUUAGCGUCCGAUGUGAGCAGGAUUUCAUAUUGAAGCCGCACCCUCUCGCUCUCCGCGGUCUGGUGCCGCUCCCGCCGACUUGUGAACCCGAUGGAGAGAAAGUCCGUCGUGUCCAGGCGGUUGCCGACAAGGCGGUGGAAGAGCUGCGGGACCGGAGAGCCCAGUAUGAAUGUGGAGAGCUUGUGAACGAGGAGGGCCAGCAGCUUGAAAACCCUGCAAUUGGUGAACAGGAGCUCAAGGAAACCAUCAGUCAGAGACGGAGCAAGCGGAUGAAUGCUGAUGAGUUCGAUGACCUGUGGCUGGCUGCUAUUGGAGAAGUCAAAGCGAGAGACGAGGUUGAGGUCGUCGUCGAAGAACCAACCGGAGAUACCGGAGGUUUUCCAACCACCCGCUUAUCGUCCACCUCUCUCGCUCGCCUUCCGUUCACCUGCGCGAUCCGACGCUCGGUCAGACUCGCCCUGGCUCGACAUCGACUCAGCAUUGGUGGACUAAUCUUUGCGCUCCUCUCGGCACUGUAUGGGCGCAACCGCUACCGGGCCCAUCGCGCCACCUCAGCGCAGAUUCCGGGACUGGUGGAUCUGGUGCUUGAGCGCCUGGCGGCGCAGAAGGAGCUGGCCUUUGAGGACGGCGACGACGAUGCCUUCCUCUUCCUUCCCAACCUCAGAGAUGACGUCCUGAGGUCUAUGCACUCACUUGCCCAACGCGAUCGCGUCUGGCAGCGUGUGCGUGCCGUGAUGGAGCAGAACAGCAACGUCCGGACUGGCCAGCGGGAGGGUCGCAACGGAGAGGUCGGUCUCGCAUGGGAGUGGAUCGGCCCGACCAGUGCUGCGGCCAUUGAGAGCAGCGGGAGGCGUCGGAAGAGCGGAAGGGUGUCGUGGGGCCCGGACGUGAAGGGAGUCGGAGAUGAGGUAGAUCUGGCGCCCGGGAAGACCGAAGCGAAGCCUGGCUUGCACCGCAAAUGGGAGGAAAGCCGACCUAUUUACUAGGUUUGACGCCCUGGAAUUUUUCCUAUUCGGGCAAGCAUUGAGGGCUAGGGGUCCCUUUCGAGACUUACGACAUUGUUUAAUCUUCUAUGUAAAUAAUCGGGUGUUGUCUUUUAUUCUUCCCUGAUCCUGUACUUCUUAUCAGACUCACCCAUGCUCACUACCAUGAUGCUAUCUCCUUCCGUCCCUCCCUCCCUCUCUCUCUCCCUCUAUCCUGGUAUACGGUUUUUAGGUGGGGGACGCAACCGGCGUUUCGUGGUUUUGCUAUUGGGGAGAACAGGAUUAGCUGCAGGAGGAAUCCGCCCCUUAGCUACGUUCGCUUGCUUGGGUGGUAUACGCGAUAGCAAUUAAUGCAAUAUCAAAUGUUCAGUUGAAAAC